Frieseomelitta varia is the source of this 5348-nucleotide messenger RNA. RefSeq lists its product as uncharacterized. NCBI's taxonomy places the organism in Eukaryota, Metazoa, Arthropoda, Insecta, Hymenoptera, Apidae. The transcript is spliced from 7 exons. The record is from RefSeq and is a predicted model, not a curated record. Bases 656 to 3013 code for a protein of 785 amino acids.
GUCGUGUCGUGCUCUGCUCCAUAAGGAUUGACGGUCGGCUAGACCACGGAAUGCGUAGUGUUCUGUGCAGCUGCAGGCAGACAGCUCGAUGUUCUACGGCAUGGCUUGCUGGACGGGCUGAAAAUCGGAGAGUCACAGAAGUGAAGUCCGUGUAAAAUGGCGCUAUCCUUGGCCGAGAGCACCUUAAUUGACGGCGAAGCUUCGCCGGGGUCCAGAGGUACGCCCGUGUCACGAACGACACGUACAUCGCCAGUGUGAACGAUACCGCCGUUUCAUCUACGUACGUUUUGUCUAUUUCGCAAAACGUAUCCCUCGAGAGUCAAAUCGAGAACUCUUUCGCGCCAUCUAUAAUAAUAAUCGCGACUGGCAACUGGCAAAGUGAAAACGUCGUCGUCGAGGGAAAGCGUGAAAACUUGGAGCUGCCGAGAGAGUCGAAACGUACAGUGGAGAAGGAGGAUAGAACUUUUUCCUCUGUCCGAGAGUCAAGUCUGAGCAACUGUGUAUCACACAUCUUGUCGUGUAACAUGGUCGUGUGUCGUCCCAUCGACAGUGCACAUCGGUAGACGCAGCGCGCAUAACCUCUCUGCUGAUUCUGCCACCCGUCCAACCGAUAUGUGAUUCUGAUUCGACUGGGAAGCAUUGUUGUUCGCCGAGGAUGAGGAACGAUAUCACAGACAUGCAUACGGUGAACGCUGAUAGCAGCACGGACGCCAUAUGGCUCGAGAAAAGAAGGAGCCCGUUGCAGACGGCGCCCGAUCAAGUGUCACUCACAUUUGAUAAAGUCGUUGUCAAACAAGAACUUCCCGAUGAGGCGGAGAUCCGAGAACUGGCUGCCAAAAUGGUGGAAGCAAACAAGGCGAAAAUGAUCACGGGGGUACCACCGCCACAACAGAGGCCUCCGCAAUGUCUCCUUCCUCAGUCAACUCUUCCCGGUAUUCUGGGAUACUUGAACAAACGGCCAGCAGAUUCGUCAACCACCACGGUGUCAGCGAAACCUCCUUCGGCCGAAGGCAAAGUACCACCGGACGACGAGAGCCAAAGAGGCCGAUUCGGAUGGACCAGCUUCGACGAUUGUCACAUACCUUAUAUAUUUCGUUCCGGCGAGAAGUACUGCGCUGUACGAAUUUUAGAGUCUAAGUUGCUGAAUAAGUACCUGAGUUACCUGCACUCGGACAUCUACAGUUGCACGUGUAUAAGGAGUUACUACAUAACUGAGGCGGAGAGCAAGCUGUUCACCGACAUAAACGUGAAGCACUGCGAGAAUCAGUUCGGACGUGAGCCAUUCACGUGCAAAGACUUAGUGGUUCGUCUAUCGGACGCGAAGGAGUUUUAUACGUUUUUGGACGUGUGUUACACGAAAUUAACGGCCGGCACGAACCCGAACGUGUCCAAUGGGCACAGGGCUGACAAAUGUGGGUUCAUCCGGAUAAACAAUGAGUCUGUGGUACCUUACACGGUGAAGGACGGCCUUCAAUAUGUACCUCUGUUUUACUUCGAGGGCGAGACCGAGAAUCUCAAGUUGAAAGCGGAGAAGCUCGAGGGCUGGGACUUGUCGUACCUUAAAUUUUGUUGCAAAGUACAGGGUAUUCGUAACGAACUGUUCGCCAGUGAGACAUGUUCAGUGAUUAGUUUGAAUGAUAUUAAAAGUUAUUUCCCUCCUGGUACGGGGUUCGAGGAUUACUGGCCAACAAAAGUGAUGGACUCUCAAUUGUUAGUGAAUAGCAAAGGUGGUGGCAGCGGUGGCGGUUGGACCAAACAGCCACCGACGCCGCCGGCAAUCAAACAAGUUCCAGUGCAAAAUAACGCAAGUAAAGCGAAUGUCAAUUCACGUGCUGCUCCUAUGCAUAAUAUGCUACCACGUGGAUCGGUUGCGAAUACGUCGCAAGUGCAGCAACGAGUCAGCCAGCCAAGACCCGUUUCGACCACCCAUCCUGCACACUCGUCACCGACAGCACUGUCCUCAGGCAGGUCGAAUAUUGUCACACAACCAAUGUUGAACACUGUACAAAGUGUUAACGGUUGGACGGGGCUUGUCGGUGGUCAACCCACCUUCCAAACGGCGCUUGUAUCUCAACCUAGUUCCAUUAUACGAAUGCCCUCAUCCCUAAACAUGCACAAUCAAAUAUCUACACCAGCAAAAACUUAUUCGCAACAAUCCAGUAGAAGUAGAGGGGGUGGAGGUAGUGCAGCAGCUCAGUAUCCUGGAGUUUAUCCAGUUACAACUAUGCAGAAUGUUGCUCAGGCCCAACCACCCCCUCUUGUCAGAGCAACGGUUCACUCCAGUCAACCUAAUCUUGGUUAUCCAACCUAUGGGAAGGAUGACUGGGUCACAUCAACAUAUACUACACCUUCGUUAGGUAUACCAAAUGCUGUUACAGCAAGUACAUACCCCCAAAUGCUUGGUUUAAGCGAACAAGUACAGGCUCUGAUGCCGUCGCCUACUUCGGUAUCUACACUGUUACAUCCACAAAGGCAUACACCAUCCGUACAUAACACGUCUCAUGCAAAAUACCCACCACCAUUAAUACCAGUUAAUGGUAGUAACAACAAUUCCAGGGAUUCAAGGGGUAGAAAACCGUUGAUCCCAAUAUCAGAGACACAUAUAUCAACCUGUCAAGUUCAACCUUAUCAAAUUCAAAAAGCGCUCGUUGAAGACAAAAUGGUACCUUGUAUUAAUUUCAAGCCGUAUAUAUAUUCUGAAUUGCUGAUGACACUCCCUGACUUUGUCGCUCAGUAUUUUCCUUCUUGCGAUAUUAAUAGCUGUCGGCAAGUCCUCACAGACGUCUUGCACAUAGACUUGUAUCAAGGAAAUGGGUUACAAAUGAAAAUGUUAAAGGAUGCAGGGAAGUGUUCAUCAUUAAAUGAGGAGCUACCGCUGAUACAAGUAAAAAGUAUAAUGAAAUACAUGCCCCAAUUGAAAUAUAUGUUUAAUAGAGGUAGUGAGAUGGUAAUGCCUGCACCUGCACAUUCCUCUGAGGAACACCCUGCCAAAAAGCGUCAACGCACCAGCUAGGACUGGCUACAGCCUUACUGGCCUAAUUACGAUUACUAUCAUUCGGCAAUUUAAAAAAGUGCCGAUUUGACUCAUAUGUAAGAAAUCAGCAUUAUUACAUGCUCUGAGAAUAUGUAAACCGGAACUAAUCUGUAUUGACAUGUGCCAGAAAGAGUGCACACAAUUGAAGAUUACCUUUUAUAAUACAAGGAAUCUGUGACAUACUGUGAGCUACUUCUUUCUCCAAAGUGUAUUUAUCGACAAGAGUACCCUUGUAAAUAAAACUGAGGUGUAUAAAACUAGUGUUGCACAGUUGGCAGUUAGAUAUGCUUUUAUAUAUUAAGAUUAUUAACACUUCUUUAAGAUUUUCCGUUUACAACUGGAGAUUGUCGUACAAACAACGUAGACAUUACAAGAACAAUCUUGUACAAACAACAGGAUCAUUCCUCUUUUUUUUCGUUUUGUUUUUUCUUUAUUUCAUUUUCUACCUCUGCUACAGAGUAUCUUGCGUAGUAUUUCUUUAAUGAAUAAAAUGAAAGUUUUAAUCUUAAUGUGAUUCGGAGAAAGAAAAUGCCGCCAAGUGAUAACUCAUUAACAAAUGCGAUGUGCGAUAAAUAUGUUGUUCGAAUUUACUUACGUCGCACGUUAAACGGAUAUCAAAAAAAUUUGGCAUUUGUAUAUUUAAAGAGAUGGAAAUAAUGCUUCUUCAAGUUCCUAGCUAUUACUAAUAUGUAUCUUGAUAAUUACUGAAAAAUAAUUUAAAACUGUUACUAAUUCACAACAAUGGUUUAAUAUAAAUUGUGACGUAAGCUUAGCAAAACUUAUUAGGUAAAAGAAUAUUCUACGUUUUGAAUCUUGGAAAACUCUAUUUUCUAAAGUUCACUUGUCAGAAACACCGUACACAGUGAUGCAAAUAAUUCUGUUCAGGUUAUUGUCAGUGUGUAAAUAUCUAAGUCAAUAAAAAGAAAUGCAGUUUAGAGUACCAUUAAAAGUAUGAUACGUAUUAACAGACAAUGAGGAUAUGUAUUUUACCGACAGAUAUGUAUUACGAAGGCUUUAUAACUGUUUCAAAUACAAUCACUCAGAAAGUGUAAUUGAUUUCCUUUAAUUUUCAAUAAAAGAAAUCACAAUUAAAUGAACGCUUAAUUAUGUAGAAAGUUAUGUAACAAAAAAUAUAAAUUUAGAUUAUAUAAAGCAUAAAAUGUCUUUCUUUAUUGUAUUAUUUUAUGUUUACUAUUUAUUGAAGUACAUUUCACGAAGCAUCUGUAAAAUAUUAGUAUAACAAAUAUUUAUUUAUAUGACUACAGGCAUUUCAAAAGAAAAGUUUAAAAAACUGACAAAUCGUUAUACUUAAAAAAACCAGUUAAAAUGGUCUUCCAUUUUAAUUAUAAUAUAGAUACGAAAAUAAAUUGAUUUAUUCAAGUAAUUAGGAAUUCAAGUAUGAAAUAUAAUUUACAUUUAUGUUUAUAAUUUGCAAAUAUGUUUCAAUUCGUUUGAUUGAAUAAAAAGUACAUAACUAGAAAGAAAAACAAAUUUGGAUAUGUUGAGAGUAUCAGUGACCACUUGUCAGUUUUCUUAAUUUUUGAAUAGAAGAGGCUUAAAUUAGUAUUAUUGACUGACUAACUUUCACAUUCGCUAUGAUUUACAUGAAACGGAAAAAAAGCUAAACAUGUAUAUGCAAAAAAAAAGUGUAUAUAUAUAUAUGUAUAUGUAUGAAAAUAAUUCUAGUAAUAAAUUAAUGUUGACCAUUAUGGAUUUUCCAUAUAAGAAAAAAAAAGGCUUAGGCAUCCUGUUACGGUGGAAAUGCUAUAUUUUGUUAUUUAUAAAUUACACUUAGUCAUAUCAUGACUUCAAAGAUUCUAUUGCCAUUAAAAAGACUACAUACCACGGACUGGAGUCUACUUUUUUCUAAUUUCAAUAAAAAGGCAGAAAGUGAACCAAGAAAUUUAUAAGCGAAAAGUAUUCAGUGAAAAAGUUGUGUACAAUAUGUAAAAUAAUAUAUUUAUUGUUUAUUUUAUAAUGUGCCACAUUUUAAUUUUUGUACUUUCGUAAAGAAACUUAUUGCCAGAAAGAGAGAAAAAAAAAGAAUGUAAUUGCGAUUAUUAUCCUGUAUUUAAGUCGCCUUGAUUUUAAACGAAUGCAAAGAUGUAAAUACUUUAUUUAAUAAAUUAAAUACAAGUUGAACCGAUACGUUUACGUGGCUUUAAAAUUUGCACGUGCGUUUUUUUAACCUAGUUUAACGUACACGAUCUUCUAAGUAUAUGUACAUAAUUACGCUGAGAAGAACAAUUACAAAAAAAUUGUAUGUCACUGGAAGAUAUGCGAAUAUAAACUGACAAAUAAAAUAUUGAAGGAA